Cydia amplana is the source of this 494-nucleotide messenger RNA. RefSeq lists its product as uncharacterized. Lineage: Eukaryota; Metazoa; Arthropoda; Insecta; Lepidoptera; Tortricidae. The record is from RefSeq and is a predicted model, not a curated record. The transcript has 2 exons. The coding region runs from base 70 to 480 and encodes 136 amino acids.
CGCACGCGCGAUUAUAUUAUCGCCAGUCAGGUGCGCGCUCUGCUACCACACGGUCAUGUGAAAUCCAAGAUGGCUUCAGGAAACCUUCAGGGUAUCAAAAUUGAAAACAAAAGAAGACACACACAAGGACCUACGCAGAUAGAAGCUAGAAUCGCUAAAGUGUCAACGAGGAGUCAACCGGAAUUGUAUGAUGUGCAUACGAGUGAAAAAAAGUCGCGCAGUGAUUUUGUAUAUGUGAAUUCAGCUUAUGUUGGGAGUGUGGACGAUGUGAAUCAGCCGCGGUUAAGUGCGCCACCUACAUGUGUCGUCCGUGAGCAGUACUGGGCUUGCUCAAAAUGGCCGCUAGGGCAGCGUAUCCUGGCCAUCUCCGUGGGUCUACUCCUGGGCACUGUCAUCGGGCUGACGGUCAUCGUGAUCCUCAGGGGCAUGGACAAGGAGAUCGGCCCAGGGUUCUUGAUGAGGCAGUCGGUGCCGGACUAAGGAGUUGGAAACAG